AUGCCUAUGCAAAAUAAUAAGGUGGCCAGUGAAGGGCAGGUGAACUUCCAGAAAGUGAAGGAUGAAUGCAGGGCUGUAGUGGACGCACUGAACAAGGUUGUGGCCUGCUACAGACACUUGGCAAUCACUGUUGGUGGCUCGUCAGACAGCAAACACUUACGUGAUGAAUUGAGACGUACAAGAGAAAGGGCACAAGAGCUAGCAGUAAGCAACAGGAAUGUAAUAACUGCUGCUCUUCGGGACAAGCAGUUGAACAAGGAAGACAGGCGGGUGCUGGAGCAUCUAUGGGUGCAGUUUUCCAGUUGUCUGGAGCUUCUGCACAAUGACAUGUGCAGAGUGUUUGACUUGGGCCUGGCUGCUCCCCUCUCAUCAACUCAUCAACCAGCAAUGCAGACUGGUGCUACAGGCGGCACUUCAGCUAUUGCCUCCAGGGCACUGAGCGUUCAGAACAUCAAGUACAGUGAUUCACCAACUUACAAAGCGAAUCUGGAGCACAGUGAACUAGAAAAUGAAAUUUUGAAGGUGGACCAGAUGAUCACUGACAUGGAGCUGAAAGUCAAUGUGUUAAGGUGGACUGUGGAAGCCACAGCAAACAUGAAUGAUGAGCUUGAUAGCGCUGACGUCUCUUCAACUGUACUGCUCUCUGUGGAUGAAGGAGGAAACAGGCGCCAGUGCUGCAGCGAAAAACAAUUAGUGGUGUCAUUAAUUCUAUGUGGUGUCGCACUCAUAGCUGUCACUCUUUCUUCUGUGCUCUGA
Molecule: messenger RNA, 756 nt
Organism: Bufo bufo (common toad)
Lineage: Eukaryota; Metazoa; Chordata; Amphibia; Anura; Bufonidae
Product: regulator of G-protein signaling 9-binding protein B-like
Exons: 3
Coding region: 1-756 (251 amino acids)
Biological process (GO): G protein-coupled receptor signaling pathway
Cellular component (GO): neuron projection
Source: RefSeq, a predicted model, not a curated record